UUUUUAUUUAUUUACUUGAGAGUGUCGGACCAGGAAUAUUGAACCAGUUGGUCGAAGAAAUUCAUGUUAUGAUACCAAAGUGACCAGAUAAAACGGAGAAAUUUUUAUGAAAUAACCUCAGUCACGAAAUUUAGAGUUUCUGAUGAAAGUGGCGCGUGAAGACUCUUAAUAUCGAAAUCAUAACUGUGACGGAUUGGUGGUACUGAAUGAUGAGUGUUGAAUGAUCACGUGUAAAAAUUCUUGUACCGAAUUCUCAUCGAUGAUUUCGUGAGUGAUCUACUCCAUCGGGAAAAGAAAGAAAAAAAAACACAGAGAAAACGAGAGAGAUACACAAAAUCGUCGCAAGAUGCUCGCCUUCAUUUUGUCCUUGAUCAUCAUCAGCCUGCUGGCAUUAAUCAUUAACUUGAGACUGCAGGAAUCUACCCACUUGCCUCCCGGACCAUUUCAAUGGCCAAUCAUCGGAAACCUUCGCUUCAUUCGAAAACUGAGUCUUCAGUAUCGUGGACAGCAUCAAGCAUUCAUUGAGCUCUCUCGUCGCUAUUCGAGCAAUCUUAUCUCAAUCCGUCUUGGCAGAUCAAGUAUCAUAGUUGUAUCUGGUUUUGAAAACAUCCAAAAGGUAUUUACUUCGGAAGUGUUUGACGGUAGACCGUGGAACGAAUUCAUCAAAUUAAGGAACAUGGGCCUCAAAAAAGGUAUUACGAUGGCGGAUGGUCCUGAGUGGAGGACUGUUCGAGCUUGGCUCGUUAGAUCACUGCGACGAAUCGGAUUUGGACGUGUCGACAUGUCGGCCUCGUUGCUUGAAGAACUCCAGAUAAUAUUCGAGAUUGCAAAAGAUGGUGGAGUUUUUUGCAUGAAAUCUCUCAUAUCAAUGGCUACGAUUAAUGUCAUUUGGACGUUGAUUGCCGGGAAAAGAAUUUCAAACGAGAAGAAACUUCAGCAUUUUCUCGAAAUGAUGAAACGACGAGCCGAAGCGUUCGACAUGGCUGGAGGAUUAUUAUCGAUGUUCCCUUGGGUCCGUUACGUAGCCCCCAAAGCUUCCGGCUACAAUCUCCUUGUGACUUUAAACGACGAAUUGAAGAGCUUUCUAAAGCAAGAAAUUGACGAACACAAGAAAAAUUAUACGCCCGGAAAAACCGAUGGAGAUUUGAUAGAUUUGUUUUUGGAAGAAAUCUAUGAGAGAAAAACCGACUCUUCAAUAUUCAAUGAGGACCAAUUGUUCAUAAUCCUGUUGGAUUUGUUGAUCGCUGGUUUGGUGACAACAUCGGUGACCCUCGAAUUCGUGUUUCUUCGUGUGACGGUUCAUCAGGAAGUUCAGCGUCGAUUGCAUGAAGAACUCGAUCGUGUUAUCGGACGAGAACGCCUUCCGGAACUCAAGGAUCGACCGAAUUUGCCGUACGCCGCAGCCGUACUCACGGAAUCUCAACGAAUGCAGAUGGUCCUACCGAUCGUUGGCCCGAGACGCGCAUGGUCCAGGACGCAUCUCGGAGGUUACGACAUACCGAAGGAUUCUUAUCUCCUUCUCAAUGUCUUCAGUGUUUUUAUGAACCCGAAAUAUUAUCCGGAGCCGGACUCCUUCAAACCAGAAAGAUUCUUGAAAGAUGGUUCAUUCGUUCAUGAUGAAAAACUCGUAUUCUUCGGCGCAGGCCACAGAAGGUGCCCUGGUGAGGCCGAGGCGAAAUCAGUUCUCUUCUUAUUCUUCGUCGGUAUCAUGCACCGCUUUCAAUUGUUACCGAAACCGGGAGAGGGCCCUCCGGACACUGAGCCAUCGCAGGGGCUCGUGAUAUCACCGAAACCGUACGAAAGUCUGUUCGUUCCUCGUCAACGAAUCGAUAAUUCUGCCUAAAAUCUCAUUCCCAGAAAGCACUGUUCAUUUGCAGUUAUGACACCGAAGCGGAUCAAGAAUUGAAUUGAAUCGAAAAAAUCAAUUUUCUAGAUGGCCUUUGAGCAAAAAAUAUUUUCUGAGAAGAAUUUCGAUAGAAUAAAUAUAAUGGAAUUUUUUUCUCAUUAAAAAAUGCGGGAACGUUGCCAAAUCUCGAGUAUUGAUACGAUCCUUUAUUUUGACACUUCUUAUUUAUGCCUAUCUUAAGUCGAUAACUCUGCUGAUGCACGAAAAAAUCCUUGCUCGAAGAAAAAGGUUGAUAAUAGAAAAAAAAGACCAUGAAAAUAUUCCAUUUCCAACGAUAAAAAUAAACCCCCCAACCGUCUAUAGUAAGCAGAUAUUGUUAUGAAAAUGCGUGACAAGGAUUGAAAAUAACAAAUAUGCAACUUCUUACUUCUCACAUAAAACAUUUCGACCUCGAAUCUAUGCGUUUUAAGAUGCACCACCUUGUCCAAAAUCUGCCUUUUUUCGGGAUCGAAUGACGAGAAAAACUUUUUUAACUUGAUAACAAAAAAUCGCGUUUAUUGAGGUAGAAAAUUGCGAAAAAGUACCAUGUUCAGGGAUAUGUACCAAAAAAAAAUAGCACAAUAAAUUAUUCAUGGGCCGGACAA
Molecule: messenger RNA, 2490 nt
Organism: Venturia canescens
Lineage: Eukaryota; Metazoa; Arthropoda; Insecta; Hymenoptera; Ichneumonidae
Product: probable cytochrome P450 305a1
Exons: 8
Coding region: 347-1843 (498 amino acids)
Biological process (GO): xenobiotic metabolic process
Cellular component (GO): cytoplasm; intracellular membrane-bounded organelle
Molecular function (GO): iron ion binding; heme binding; oxidoreductase activity, acting on paired donors, with incorporation or reduction of molecular oxygen, reduced flavin or flavoprotein as one donor, and incorporation of one atom of oxygen
Source: RefSeq, a predicted model, not a curated record